This is a messenger RNA of Linum trigynum, 2243 nucleotides long. NCBI's taxonomy places the organism in Eukaryota, Viridiplantae, Streptophyta, Magnoliopsida, Malpighiales, Linaceae. The record is from the annotation of a GenBank genome assembly.
UGAGCAGGAAUGUUAUAUUUGAUGAAAGCCAAGGCUGGAGCUGGAAUAGAGAGAUACAACCUGUAUUGACUCAACUGAUUUGCGAAGGAAGUGAUGAUGUAUGAGAAGACUUAGAUGCUAAGGCAGAAGAUGGGACCGAAGAGUCAAAUACUUCAUCUGCAGAACAACUCAACAGUCCACAGACACCACUAACCACCAACACAGAAGCUGAGUCUGACAACAAUGAAGAUGAGCCUCAAACACCAAUGUAUCUUGAUGAUUAUGACUGCAGUUUUGCAGAUGCUGAAUUGUUUGCUCUGGUUGUAGUCUCUGAUGACACAAACCUAUGAGCAAGCUGUAAAAGAUUCAAGGUGGAGAGCAGCCAUGAAUCUUGAGUUUGGAGCUAUUGAAAAGAAUCAAAUUUGGGUACUUCUUGAUCUACCUCCAGGAGUUGUACCAAUUGGCAUCAAAUGGAUCUACAAGACUAAACUAAGGGAGGAUGGUUGCAUUGGCAAACCUAAAAGCUAGGCUGGUGCCUGGUGGCAAAAGGUUACUCUCUGAAAUUCUGAGUUGAUUACAUUGAAGUUUUUGCCCCAGUUGCUCGAUGGGACACAAUCAGAAUCAUCCUAGCCUUUGCUGCGUCCCAUGGAUUGCCAGUGUAUCAAUUAGAUGUAAAGAGUGCCUUCUUACAUGGGGAGUUGGCUGAAGAUGUUUACAUUGAGCAAUAACCUGGCUUUGUGGUCGCUGGGGAGGAAAAAAAGGUUUAUAAACUGCAGAAGGCACUCUAUGGCUUGAAGCAAGCCCUCAGGGUUUGGUACAACAAGAUCGAAGCUUACUUUCUGGAAUCACGAUUCGAGAGGUGUACUUAUGAACACACACUCUUCAUCAAGAGAGCUGGAAGCAGUAUAUUGAUUGUAAGUCUAUAUGUUGAUGAUGUCUUGUACACAAGUAACAACUCUGAAAUGGUGGCACAAUUUAAGAGAUCAAUGGAAUUAAAGUUUGAUAUGUCAAACUUGGGGAAGAUGAGGUAUUUUCUGGGAGUAGAGGUGCUACAGAAUGAUGCUGGGAUAUUUAUUUGCCAGCAGAAGUAUAUUAAAGAUCUGCUAGAAAGGUUUCAGCUGUCUAACUGCAACUUUGUGAGAAAUCAUAUUGCACCUGGUCUGAAAAUGUCUAAGGCAGGAGAUAGAAUUCAAGUUGAUGCCACUGAGUACAAGCAGCUCAUAGGGAGCUUGCUGUAUGCCACAAGGUCUAAUAUCAUGUUUGUUUUGUGCCUUCUCAGCAGGUAUAUGGAGUCCCUAACAAGGUAGCAUCUACUUGUUGCAAAGAGGGUACUUAGAUAACUAAAGGGCAUUGUGAGUUAUGGAAUCUAGUACAAACGAAUGAGUGAAGCAGAAGGCCUUCUGGGGUAGACAAAUAGUGACUAUGCAGGGGACAUUGAUGACAAAAAGAGCACGAGUGGUUGUGCCUUCUUCUUAGCUGAUGGAGUUAUAUAUUGUCCAUCAACGAAACAACCUGUUGUUACCCUUUCCAAAACAAAAGCAGAGUUUGUUGAUGCAUCAUUCUAUGCUACUCAAUGUGUGUGGCUGAGAAGGAUCUUGGAAGGGAUAUAUUUUAGCACUUGUGUGAAGGGGAGUACGAGGAUUAUGUGUGACAACAACUCUGCCAUCAUGUUGUCCAAAAAUCCUGUGUUUCAUGGGAGAAACAAACAUAUAGAUGUUCGAUUUCACUUCUUAAGGGACUUAUCAAAAGAAGGAGUGGUGGAAUUGGAGCACUGUGGGACAUAUGAUCAAGUUGCUGAUAUUAUGACGAAACUAGUGAAGCAAGAGAUAUUCGAGUUGAUGAGAAGCAAGCUGGGAAUGUGUGAUGUUGAUAUGUUUGAUGACGCUGGGAAGUGAAGUGGAAGGAGGCUCCAGUUCAGGGGAGGAAAUGUUGGAAUCUGAAUUGGAGCAUGAAGAUCGAAGGCAGAAGCAGUGGCUCGAAGGAAUCAAAGACGCGAAGAGUUUGAAGCUUCAAAUAAACCAACGUUGUGUCGUUUGGGUAUUUGUCAGUUUUAGUCCUUUUUAGUUUAUCUUGUGUCAGUAGAGUCCAGUUCGUGUGUUGAACUGAUCAACAACUUUCAAGCUUAGUUUGGUAGCUAGUUAGCUAGUUUACAAGAUGAUGGAGUUGAGGGAGGCCGGAUUCACGAGCUGGAGAUCUUGUAUUUAUGUUGAACUUAUUUCAUUUAAUAAAACUUCGCCAUAUUACAAUACAAAGAGUUUUAACCU